Trichophyton benhamiae CBS 112371 is the source of this 4953-nucleotide messenger RNA. RefSeq lists its product as uncharacterized. The transcript has 2 exons. The record is from RefSeq and is a predicted model, not a curated record. Gene Ontology annotation, cellular component: kinesin complex; microtubule. Gene Ontology annotation, biological process: microtubule-based movement; cytoskeleton-dependent intracellular transport. Bases 1 to 4953 code for a protein of 1650 amino acids. Gene Ontology annotation, molecular function: ATP hydrolysis activity; microtubule motor activity; microtubule binding. NCBI's taxonomy places the organism in Eukaryota, Fungi, Ascomycota, Eurotiomycetes, Onygenales, Arthrodermataceae.
AUGGAGGGCGGCGGAGGAAACAUCAAGGUCGUCGUGCGCGUCCGUCCGUUCAACUCAAGAGUCCAAAUGAAAGGCGCCCAGACGGUGCUCACCCCUCCCCCCGGCGCCGAAGAAAAGUCUCGAAAGGGCGGCAAAUCCUCCAACACAGGAGCCAACGCUGCCCCCGAGGGCCCCCGCGUCUUCGCCUUCGACAAAUCAUACUGGUCCUUCGACAGAAAGGCCCCCAACUACGCCGGUCAAGACGACCUGUUCUCCGACCUCGGUGCGCCGCUCCUCGACAAUGCUUUCCAGGGCUACAACAACUGCAUCUUCGCAUACGGCCAGACGGGUUCCGGCAAGUCGUAUUCCAUGAUGGGAUACGGCGAAGAGGCUGGCGUCAUCCCCAAGAUCUGCAAGGAGAUGUUCCAGCGGAUAUCGGCCAUGCAGGUUGCGGACGCCAACCUGACGUCUACCGUCGAAGUGUCGUAUUUGGAAAUCUACAACGAGCGGGUGCGGGAUCUGCUUAACCCGGCUAACAAGGGGAAUCUGAAGGUGCGCGAGCACCCUUCUACGGGACCCUAUGUGGAAGACCUGGCGAAGCUGGUUGUGCAGAGUUUUUCGGAGAUAGAGCAUUUGAUGGACGAGGGAAAUAAGGCCAGGACGGUUGCGGCCACCAAUAUGAAUGAGACCUCGAGUAGAUCGCAUGCGGUGUUUACCCUCACCCUCACGCAGAAGAGACAUGAUAAGGAGACCACCAUGGAUACCGAGAAGGUCUCUAGGAUCAGUCUGGUGGAUCUCGCGGGUUCAGAGAGAGCUACGUCGACGGGAGCCACGGGUGCAAGGCUCAAGGAGGGAGCGGAGAUUAAUCGUUCGCUGUCCACGUUGGGACGAGUCAUUGCCGCCCUGGCUGAUUUGUCUUCGGGCAAGAAGAAGGCUGUAGUGCCGUAUCGAGACUCGGUGUUGACAUGGCUGCUCAAGGAUUCGUUGGGAGGUAACUCGAUGACGGCCAUGAUUGCAGCUAUUUCCCCCGCGGAUAUCAACUAUGACGAAACCCUGAGCACGCUGCGGUACGCCAACUCCGCCAAACGCAUCAAGAACCAUGCUGUUGUCAACGAGGAUCCGAACGCCAGAAUGAUUCGCGAGCUCAAGGAGGAACUCGCGCAGUUGAGAAGUAAGCUUGGUGGCGGCGCGGCUGGUGUACCUGGAGCUGCGGCCUCAGCUACUUCUUCCACCGGAAUACCGCAGGAGGAAUACCCGCCUGGAACACCCCUGGAGGAACAGAUGGUUACCAUCAUGCAGGCCGACGGCUCGGUCAAGAAAGUCAGCAAGGCAGAGAUCGUCGAACAGCUCGACCAAAGUGAGAAGCUGUACAAGGACCUCAACCAGACCUGGGAAGAGAAACUGCAGAAGACAGAGGAAAUUCACAAGGAGCGAGAAGCCGCGCUCGAAGAACUCGGUAUCUCCAUUGAAAAGGGCUUCGUCGGUCUCAGCACGCCCAAGAAAAUGCCCCAUCUAGUCAACUUGUCAGACGACCCCCUGCUGGCAGAGUGUUUGGUCUACAAUAUCAAACCGGGCACAACGACGGUAGGUAACGUUGACGCUACCUCUUCGGCAUGCGAGAUACGUCUUAACGGGUCAAAAAUACUGCACAAACACUGCACCUUUGAACAUGUCGAUAACAUUGUCACUGUUAUUCCCUGCGAGGGCGCAGCGGUCAUGGUCAACGGCGUACGAAUAGAUAGUCCCCAGCGUCUCAGGAGUGGGUUCAGGAUAAUUCUCGGAGAUUUCCACAUUUUCCGCUUCAAUCAUCCCAUGGAAGCCCGUGCCGAGAGGGUAGAGCAGAGCCUCCUCCGUCACUCCGUCACGACAAGCCAGCUUGGUUCGAACUCAAAUACACCCGGCCGGUCCGGGCCAGGACAUGAUCGAACCAUAAGCAAGACCGGCUCCGAGAUAGACGGUGACUCCAGCCGUUCUGGCUCGCCCAUGCCAUCCCAGCGAGGAGGCGGGAGUAACGGACGGGAGGACUGGUUUUAUGCUCGGCGAGAAGCUGCGAAUGCGAUAUUAGGUACCGACCACAAGAUAUCCGCUCUUACAGACGACGAGCUAGAUGCAUUGUUCGAUGAUGUGCAGAAGGCUCGGGCAGUACGGAAAGGGUUCUAUGAGAAUCGCUUCUUGGAUAUGGAGGAGGACUCGGAUUCGUUGAGCUCAUACCCUAUUCGAGAGAAGUACAUGUCCAACGGGACCAUUGACAAUUUCUCGCUUGACACUGCCUUGACGAUGCCCGGGACGCCGAAACAGGGAGAAUACGACGAAUCCAACGGGUCUCCCUCCAACGCCAACUCCUCCAACUCCAACGGCAAUUCUAAUGGCGCCAACGAACCAGAUACUGAAAAGGGGAGAAUGGAAAAGGCCCUGAUGGAAGCUCGAGAAGAGUUCCAGCAGCAACUCCAGCGCCAAAAGGAGGCCUUUGAAACGCAGAUCAAGGGCAUCGCUCACUUAUCCGGCCACAUGACGGAGGACGGGCCUGGCUUCUCCUUCCUCGAACCACGCGAGAUAGAAGUAGCCCGCAACGUCCUCGCACACUGGCGAAGAAGAAACUACGUCCGCAUGGUCGAGUCCGUCCUCCAACACGCCUCGCUCCUCAAAGAAGCGCAAGUAAUGAGCCAUAUAAUGGACAAACACGUCUUUUUCCAAUUCGCCAUCGUCGAUGUAGGCCAGAACAUGGGCUCGUCCUACGAUCUCGUACUGAACGGCAUAUCAGGAGACGACGACAUGGCUCUCGACGACGCUAAGAAGCCCUGCAUCGCCGUCCGAGUGAUUGAUUUCAAACACAACGUCAUCUUGCUCUGGUCGUUGGACAAACUUGAACGUCGUGUGCAGGCCAUGCGGCAGAUGCAUCAAUACAUCGAUCGACCAGACUACAUCCAGCAUUUCAAACUCGAGAACCCCUUCUCAGAGCAAUGUUCACCCACAUACUCACUAGUAGGAGACGUAGAUAUCCCGCUCACAGCAGUCUUCGAGUCCAGAGUCCAAGAUUUCUCCGUCGAAGUACUGUCAAUGUACACCCAGAACGUCAUCGGCAUACUCCGGCUCUCCCUCGAGCCCUCCGCCGCCCAAGCGCCCUCGUCAACACUGAAAUUCAACGUCGUGAUGCGCGACCUAGUUGGUUUCGCCGAACGUGAAGGCACGGAUGUCCACGCCCAGCUGUUCGUGCCAGGAAUAUCGGAAGAAGGCGGCGCUACCACCACGCAAAUCAUCAACGGCUUCGACGAGAAUCCAAUCCAGUUCGAAAGCGUGCAUAGCAUGAGUCUACCGCUCAAUAGCCCGCGAACAUCGACGCUGAAAGUCAGCAUUUUCGCCCUCGUGUCGAGCAUGCAUCUUGACAAAUUGCUUAGUUGGGAUGAAAUGCGCGAUGCCCCCGAGGCUCCGCCCCAGAAGCGCAAGGCCCCUCGUAUAGCGGAGUCGGAGUACUUCCAGGAAGAAAGACAUGAUGUCUUUGCGGGUGUGCAGAUUCUUGAAUUAGCGGAGAAUGGCGAGUACCUGCCCGUCGACGUUGUGCAGGCUAACAGUCUCGAGGCUGGAACGUAUCAGCUUCAUCAGGGCUUGCAGCGCCGUAUCGUUGUUAAUCUGGCUCAUAGCUCGACUGAGAGUUUGCCGUGGGACGACGUUACUGGUCUACGAGUCGGUGGUAUCAGACUACUUGAUCCAUGGGGGAAAGUCCCUGAUCUAGACGAUGGCAAAUCCGCUGAUAUUCCGCUGAAAAUGAUCCAAGAGCCCAUGGUCAAGGAUAAUGCGGAUGGGUCGUCGAACAUUACGAUCAUAGGACAGUGGGAUUCGAGUUCUCAUGGCUCACUGCUUCUCGAUCGCACGACAGCGGAUAAAUAUAAGGUCCAAAUCACGCUGCGGUGGAACUUGAUUUCUUCACGUCUACAAGAGCCAAUUGUCUUCGAGCUAGACCAGUGCCUGCAGAUCCUUGGCCGAUCUAGCGUUCGGCCCCAGUCGAUGUUCAAGCAGUUCUGGAGCUCUACACGAGUAGUCCAUUCGACGUCGCAGAUGUUCUCUGUAGCCGUGCGGCCAGUCUCUGCGAAACGCGCAGCGGACCUGUGGCGCAUGAAUACCCAGAACGACUACAUCAAGGGAGAAGAACUGCUUACUACCUGGUCCCCUAGAAAAGUCUCCUUGAUAAAAGACUACAUAGCUGCGCGGAAGAGACGACAUCGCAUAGCUGAGAUCGAAGCGGCUCGAGCAGCACUGAGUGACGGCAGCUUAACCCCGUUAUCCGCAAACGGCCACUCAACCCCCUUACAACGAAAUACCCCUGAACACGCUGAGAGACGCGAACAGCUACUACGCAAAUACCUCAGUCUCUGGUCCGCCAGCAAAGAUCCCACCGACACCAUCCUCGUAAAAGGCCACAUAGAACCUCCCCUGCAAGGCGCUGCUUUCGCCCCAACCGCAACCGCAUCCACAUCCACAGACAACGACAGCGUGAUAUCCAGCGCCAACACCUCUUCUCAACCAUCAACAUCUACCUCCACCGACCGAUCUUCCUCCAAACCCCGCUUCCUCGCUACAAUAACACACAUCCCCAAGAACCCCACGGUGCUUAAAUCAGGCUACUUGUACACCCCCGACGACACCUACAGCCUUUGGGUGCGCCGCUUCGUCGAACUCAGAUUACCUUAUCUACACAUCUAUUCCGUUCCCGACGGUGAUGAAAUAAACGUCAUCAACCUCCGCAACUCCCACGUCGAUCAUGAUCCGGACUUUGCCAGGCUGCUGGUUGGAUCCAGCGGGAAUGGGCUGUCUGCGCGCGGCCAACCUAAUGUCUUUGCGGUAUUUGGGGCCCAGAACACAUUCCUUUUUGCAUCGAGGACAGAAGCGCAGAAGAUCGAGUGGAUAUUGAAGAUCGAUGAGGGGUAUUUCAGCGGUAUCAAUAGUAACCACGGUAGCCGCGGGCCUUCAAGACGAUAA